Messenger RNA from Periconia digitata, 1008 nucleotides. The record is from the annotation of a GenBank genome assembly. Lineage: Eukaryota; Fungi; Ascomycota; Dothideomycetes; Pleosporales; Periconiaceae.
AUGGGGUUGGGCGAGCAUGUCUGGAACCUCAAAGACGGCGUACUUCUCCCGCUGCUGCGGACUUGGUAUGUUGGCGCGGUAUUCUACAUCGCCGUCAUCGGGCUCCUAAAAGCCUGCGUGAUCCUCUUCUACCUCGACAUCUUCUCAACCGCAUACCCACGCUUCCGCACCGCCGCCCACACGAUCCUCGCCUACAUAACCCUCAACACGCUCAUCCUAGUCUUCCUCACAAUCUUCGCGUGCCGCCCCAUCGCCACGUUCUGGAAUCGCGACAUCAAGGGGAAAUGCCUCGACAUCCCCGCCAUCGGCUACGCGGUCGGCGUCAGCGCUAUUGUGCAGGAUAUCAUAUUACUAGUGCUUCCGCUGACGGUGAUCGGGUCGUUGAGCAUGGACCGACUGCGGAAGAUCAGCGCGGGGUUUUUGUUUAGCAUCGGCGCGUUUGGGUGUAUUGCGACGGUGUUGCGACUCCACACGAAUCCGUACAUCAAGGUUAGUCUGGAUCCGACGUGGGACUACGCCUCGGGCAUGAUCUGGGUGGAGCUCGAGGUGUGCGCCAUCUACGUGUGCAUUUCGCUGCCGUCGAUCCGGAUCCUCGUCGUGCGGCUGCUGCCGGCGAGGUGUAGGAAUCUGUUUGGGAAGAUGGCGGAGAGGAUAGGGGAUGGUGAGCAUUUCCCGCAGCGGGAUGCCAAGGGCGGAGGUGCUGCGCACUCGCCUGCUGCGUUGCCGGCGUCUGAUCAGUUGAGGAGCCCUCCGCGGGGGUUCUUUAGCAGGAUUUUGCCGCAGACGUCGAUUUGGUCGAGGUUUACGGCGUCAGGGGCUGGAGACGGGGGGUCGAGAGGGUUGUUCUCGACGGGGAGGAAUGAGUCGCAGGUUGCUAUCACAAGGGCUUCGGUGGACAUGGGUGAGGGAAGCGCGGAGUUGCAAGAGAGCUUCCAGCUGUUUCGGAAAUACUGGAAUAAGGAAAUGCGGGGCGGGGGCAACGAAGGGACGAUUCAGAGUCAGGUCUAG